AUGUCAUUCCUCCUAGCUGCAUUCUUAGUAUGGCUUAAAGUAACAUAAGUGCAUCAACUAGAGUUUUAUCAUCAUCAAGAAACUAAGCACAUCAAACCAGCAUUAGAGAGUGAUAGUUUUAUGAAGACCAGCAAGUAUAAGCAGCCAUUAAUACUCUUCAACAGUUUCCUGUAAAGCGUGUUUCAUGCACUAUUGGAGAAGCAUUUCUAAAAUCCUUAGGUCGAGUUUCUACACGAAAGCUAUUAAUUUAAAGAUGGUGGAGCAGUUGCUCUUGAUUGGAUCAAUUCCUUUCCAAAUGAGAAUGAUAAAAAACCAAUUUUGAUAAUAAGUCCUGGCUUUACAGGAGAUAGGACCUCUGCAUAUAUGUAUGGUAUGUAUAAUAAGGGACUUUAAGAUGGAUACUAUCCAGUUUGCCUUAGCUUUGAAGGCUCCACAAUCAGACCUUUAACACAUCCUAGACUGUUUAAAGGUUGGAGUGGUUAAGAUAUUUAAGAACCCCUUGAAUAUUUGUUCAAGAAAUAUUGCAUAGACCAAAAUAAUCAAAGAAAGAGACAAGUAUUCUUUAUGGCAGUCUCAUUUUCAGGAACUAUUUUGACCCACUAUCUGGGAGCAGAAGGUGAUAAGCACAAGAUUAUAACUGCAGCUGCUUCAGUAUGCACUUAAUAGAGACAAUGGAUUAGUAAUAUUACUUUGGAUAAGUCAUAUUUUGGUUAAACCAAAAAGUUUUUUGGUGUGUUUCUUAGAGAUAUUUUUGCAAACAAUGUUGGUGUUUUGAGAGAUUUAUUUAAGAAAGAACAUGAUUUAGACCUUGAUGCAUAUGUGAAAGACAAAAAAGGAGUUGAUGAUUACAUACUUUUGAUUGCGAAGAUGAAUAAUUUUCAUGAUUUAGAUGAUUACUAUAAAAGGGUAUCUAUGAUACAUUCUAUUCCUAAAGUUAGAGUACCUAUUUUCUAUAUUUAUUCAAAAGAUGACCCAGUUAUUGGUCAUGAUCAUAUUGAUUUUAAAGCGUGCUAAAAUAACCCUUAUAUUCUACUAGGCAUUACAAAUAAGGGGGCGCAUGUCUGUCAUGUUGAAUCAAUUUUUAAACCCUCUAUGUGGUUUGCUAAACCUGCUAUUGAAUUCUUAAAUUCUUAUCGUGUUGACUUUUGA
This is a messenger RNA of Stylonychia lemnae, 1149 nucleotides long. Lineage: Eukaryota; Ciliophora; Spirotrichea; Sporadotrichida; Oxytrichidae. The record is from the annotation of a GenBank genome assembly.